GCCAUCUCUAACGGCAUGUACUGUAGAGAGGCAAGGGGGCAGCAAACAGAACCAUCUGCUCAUAAGCAUUGCCUUUGCUUUCUUCCCUCAGAUGAACUACGCCAAGCCAUCGUGGCCAUGAUGAACAGAAAGGAUGAAUUGGAAGAAGAGAAUGGGUCGCUGCGGAAUCUCCUCGACGGUGAGAUGGAGCACUCAGCUGCACUCCGGCAAGAGGUGGACGCCUUGAAAAGGAAGGUGACAGAGCAGCAGGAGCGCCAUACCACAAAGGUCCAGGCGCUGGCAAGAGAAAACGAGGUGCUCAAAGUCCAGCUGAAGAAAUAUGUAGGAGCUGUCCAGAUGCUGAAAAGAGAAGGUCAAACAGCUGAAGUUGUACCCAAUCUUUGGAAUGUUGAUGGAGAAGUUACAGUCCCUGAACAGAAGCCUGGGGAAGUUGCUGAGGAGCUAGCAAGCUCCUAUGAGAGGAAGCUCAUUGAGGUGGCCGAGAUGCAUGGAGAGCUGAUUGAGUUCAACGAGCGUCUUCACCGGGCUCUGGUGGCCAAGGAAGCCCUGGUGUCCCAGAUGAGGCAGGAGCUGAUCGACCUCCGAGGCCCUGUACCUGGAGAUUUGAGCCAAACAUCUGAAGACCAGAGUUUGUCAGAUUUUGAAAUAUCAAAUCGGGCCCUGAUUAAUGUCUGGAUCCCGUCUGUGUUUCUCCGAGGUAAAGCAGCCAACGCAUUCCACGUGUAUCAGGUCUACAUUCGGAUAAAGGAUGAUGAGUGGAAUGUGUAUCGGCGGUACACUGAGUUCCGGGCAUUGCAUCACCAGCUGCAGAGUGCAUUCCCGCAAGUAAGGGCCUACAACUUCCCACCCAAAAAGGCCAUCGGAAACAAGGAUGCCAAGUUUGUGGAGGAGCGGCGAAAACAACUCCAGAGUUACCUACGCAGCGUCAUGAACAAGGUCAUCCAGAUGGUGCCUGAAUUUGCUGCCAGCCCCAAGAAGGAGACCCUGGUGCAACUGGUGCCCUUCCUUGUGGAUGUAGCUCCAGCAGGAGAACCAUUGAACAAGAACAGCAGACCCAAAGUCGUUUCCCGCUUCCCAAAGCUGUCCCGAGGCCACCCCAGGGAGAUGCGCAAUGUGGAACCUCAGAGCGGUGACCUCUGACCUCAGUGGAAUCCCAGAACCCAGCCACUUUGUGCUCAACCUAGCCAUGGCAUCUGGCCCUGGACACCCUGGCAGGAUGACCCUGUCCCCACAGAGGGCACACUCUUCCUGCUGCCACAUGCCACCCAAUUAAACUGGUCAGUUUUA
Molecule: messenger RNA, 1287 nt
Organism: Mesocricetus auratus (golden hamster)
Lineage: Eukaryota; Metazoa; Chordata; Mammalia; Rodentia; Cricetidae
Product: sorting nexin-29
Exons: 10
Coding region: 16-1140 (374 amino acids)
Molecular function (GO): phosphatidylinositol binding
Source: RefSeq, a predicted model, not a curated record